UGUUUCGAAGUUCCGGUUUCUGAUUGUGGUGGUAAAAUACGACAACACAGCCAUGUUUGGAUUACUUUGAUAGCAAGAGUAAUACAAAUGACAAACAUAAGUCUUUUGGUGUUUCUCCUCCUGUUGCAAGGACUACAUGCUGCUACAGUUAAAGAAAAGAAGACAGGAAAAGAUGUUCAUCAUUUCCCUGGAAGUGAUAAGGAUUUGCCUAAGUCUGUACUGUCAAGUAAAACAGGGAAGUUGAUUAAAAGCACUGGUGUCUUGUUGGUGGUCCGAGCAGGCCAAAAGUUGGGUGACUGCAAAGCAGCAUGUAGAGAUGAAUUCCUCAUUAAUUGUAAAUUCUACAGAUAUAUGGAAGAAAGGAAGUCUUGCUUACUCAUGACGUCCAAAGGGCUCAAUGGUACGCCAAAAGCCAAAUCAGAGGAAAAGCAGGAUGACCCAAAAAAGGAAAACGAAAAAGGAAAAAAAGCUGAGUCAGAUAAAAAAAUUGUUGGAAAAGGUCAAUGA
Molecule: messenger RNA, 507 nt
Organism: Haliotis rubra (blacklip abalone)
Lineage: Eukaryota; Metazoa; Mollusca; Gastropoda; Lepetellida; Haliotidae
Exons: 4
Coding region: 88-507 (139 amino acids)
Source: RefSeq, a predicted model, not a curated record